AUGGGCUCUCUGAUGGGGAAAUCAGCAGAAGUGGUAGAAGUGAUGAAGAGAAGACGCAUAAACAUCAUGUGCCUCCAAGAGACAAGAUGGACGGGAGAACGAGCUCGAGGCCUGGUUUUAGGGUACAAGGUGUGGUACGUUGGACAAGAAACGAGCCACACGACUAGGAAUGGUGGAACUCAUAAUGGAGUUGGUGUGAUUCUCGAUGAGAGGUUGUCAAAAGAGGUAAUUGAGGUCUAUCGGAAGAUUGAUAGGUUGAUAAGGGUAAAGUUGCUAUGUGGCAAGGAGAUUGUGAAUGUUAUUAGUGCCUAUGCCCCCCAAGUUGGUUUAGAUGCAGAAGAGAAACGACAAUUUUGGGAGGAUUUAGAUGAGGUGGUAUAG
Molecule: messenger RNA, 381 nt
Organism: Chenopodium quinoa (quinoa)
Lineage: Eukaryota; Viridiplantae; Streptophyta; Magnoliopsida; Caryophyllales; Amaranthaceae
Product: craniofacial development protein 2-like
Exons: 1
Coding region: 1-381 (126 amino acids)
Source: RefSeq, a predicted model, not a curated record